Rotaria socialis is the source of this 2376-nucleotide messenger RNA. Lineage: Eukaryota; Metazoa; Rotifera; Eurotatoria; Philodinida; Philodinidae. The record is from the annotation of a GenBank genome assembly.
AUGGAUAAAGAACAUUAUCGACAAGUACCAUAUAGAUUUUUAAGCAACGAAUCAAAUACAGAUGCUUGUAAAUUGGAAAAAUUAACUAAUCUAUUUCCUGAUAUGAAAACAACAAUUGAAUUAGAAUUAUUUAAAAUCAAUAACUUGUCGCGUACAAUCGAUCGUCUUUCACGUGUAUACACAGUUUUAACGGCUUUGGAUGUUCGUGAUGAUACCCUACAUUUAUUUCUCGGUCCAUAUCAUCUUUCACUUGGUCCGGCAUUAUUUGCAGCAAUGAAUUUUAAAAAUGCUUCAACAGCAUUACUUGUUAAUUCACAUCCAACGUCAUCAGCUACGACUGAGAGUCAUCGACGUAAGCGUCGACGUGAAGUAGUACUUCGUCGAUUUCGUCGUGUGGUACGAAAAUUAACACUUGUGAUAUCAAUUAUUAAUGAACUUCGAGCAGCUUCAAUUCUUACUCCCUACAAUCAAUAUGAAUUAUAUAAACGUGGAAUUUAUGAUCUUGUUUUAGCUGGACGUAAAGAAUCUUCGAAUUCUAUGUUUUCAAAGAAUGAAUUUAUGGAGGAACUUGAAAAUUUAAAUGUAGAAAAAAGUUCAGGAGAACGAAAUCCUUUACUUGCAUCGAAUUUUACUAAAAUUAAUCAUCUACUUAAUCUAAUUUCUUCGUCUCAACAACAGCAACAACAACAACAACAACAACAGUCACAUAUAUUAGAAAAUUCAAUGACAAGAGCAAAUAGACAGAUAAUCAAAAUAACAUCACAAGAAUCAUUUGUGAAUGCAGUCAAUAAUGAUCCUUCAUCAUUAACAGAUCCUACAUCAUUACGAGAUUCUAAUACUGUAUGUUGCGCACUUCAUCGUCAAAAUUCACCUUAUUUUAUGCUUCCUAUUCGUUCAACAAUGAGUCCUCCAACUAGUCAAAUGAUAUCAAUCGGAUCUCGUUCAAGAAAUAGCAGCCAAUCCAAUACACAUAAAACUGUGUCUAUUCUUUCAAGGCAAAGUACGGCCAAUAGUCUACCUGAAUCGAUUGUUGAUGACGGUUCCAAUCAUGAUCUAACAACUACAACAUCACCACCACCACCAUCACUAUCACCAUCACCAAGAUUAUUCCUUGCAGCAACAAAAUCAAAUUCGCUAGAAAUUGAAUUAAAAACACCAACACAAUUAGUUGAAUCAAAUCUGUUUGCUUCAUCAUCUCAUGCCUUUUUAUCUUCGUCGAUCAUCAAUGAAGAGGACGCUCUUAUUAAUAAUAUUUCAUCUCUAUUAACAACCCAUUUUUUAUCUCGACAAUCGCCAUCAACAGCAUUAACAACGUCUAGUAUUGCCCAUGAACAUGAGACCAAUUCAAAUUUAAGCGAUAGCGCUAUUUCUCUUUCAACUGGUGGUACAACAGGAGCAAUUAAUAGUUCUCUUAUUUCGAAUCAAUCUUCAUCGUCAAUUAUCACUAACGAAAUCGAUAAACUUUUACAACGCAUCAAGACAGCUGUUGAUAACAGAUUAUCAAUCGAAAUAAUAAGCAAUAAUAGAAUGCGUCAACCACAGAGCACAUAUCAAACUUUGACAUCGACUCCUUUAAGAACGACGGCAAGUAAUCGUCGUCAACAAUUACUUGCAUUACAUGCUGUAUCAUGUCAAGACAGGCAUACAGAUGAAUACGAUGUAGAACAAUCUUCAUUGUCCAAUAGCAAACAUAAAUUGCAUUAUUCAUCCAAAUCACAAUCCUUCGAUGCGACCACCUUAAAUAGUCGUGAUGCGAUAACAACAACAAUAACAACAAUAGAUACAAAGAAUAACGUUUACGAAAUGACAACUUUUCAUUCUGAUGAAAAAGGUGUUCAAACUGAUCCUCGUAUUCGACACGCUCGUUCAAAGCUGCUAGAAACAUUACAAGAAUAUGUCACUGCUGUUAUUCGUUUUCGUCAACAUUUAUUUAAGCAAUAUACACAAUCAAAUACUUAUUACGAACAACAUUACAGUGCCAUGCCUGAGCUACAACAAUAUGAAUAUCGAGAUUUAAUGAACGUACGAAAAGAGAUUCUGAAUCGAUUCGAAUGGGUUCUUAAUGAACUUGAACAAACAAUUGAAAAUUUACAAGCACGUCGAUUAUCAGUUGCUGAUGCUCAACGUUCUAUUAACAGGCCGAUAGUUAAAGAAGUAAUUGAAUCAUCUCUCAAUGCCGAAAUACCACCUGUUGAUGAACAUCAAGCAAAUCUUCUAAAUGAUCGACAACGGUCUAUGCCAAGUGAAGAUGAAUGGCGAAUGUAUGCACGUGAUUUACAAGAUACCAAAGAAGAUUUAUAUUUCAUUGAUUCGCUUGUUCAUCGUGGGAUCUCUAAGAUAGAUCGAUUGGUAGCAUUUUCAAAUCUCUAUACAUAG